Molecule: messenger RNA, 4494 nt
Organism: Cherax quadricarinatus
Lineage: Eukaryota; Metazoa; Arthropoda; Malacostraca; Decapoda; Parastacidae
Source: RefSeq, a predicted model, not a curated record
AUAGCUGCAGUAAAAAUGAUGUAUACAUCAAGCAUCCUGUAAUAAAAAAUAAACAUUGUAACAAUAGCUUGAGAAUAUAAGAAGCACCAGCACCACUGUAGAGAGAAAACAUUGUAACAAUAGCUUGAGAAUAUAAGAAGUACCAGCACCAAUGUAGAGAGAAAACAUUGUAACAAUAGCUUGAGAAUAUAAGAAGUACCAGCACCAAUGUAGAGAGAAAACAUUGUAACAAUAGCUUGGUAUUAUAAGAAGUACCAGCACCAGAGAUAGACAAAACAUUGUAACAAUAGCUUGGUAAUAUAAGAAGCACCAGCACCACUGUAGAGAGAAAAUACUUCAGUGUUCUGUGUUCUGAAAUUUAUUAUAAAUCAACACUUUUUCAGCAUGAUUAAGAAUUAAUACAAAAUAAAACUUAUAUCAAUAUAAACUAUUUCAAAACUGAAAAGUUUUAUAAAGAAACAUUUAAAUUCAUAUGCAGUAUUAGAGAACCUUUUAUGGGAAGUACUUUGCUGUUGGAGAAGCACUCAUGAUCCAUUGAAUUAGAGCUUUACUCUCCUCAAAUCAUCACUUUUUCUUCCCAACACACUGAAUGACCCAUGUGAAUUUAUCCCUUGCCCAUGUUUAUAAUACAGUAAUAAUGCAAUAUUAGAGAAAUAUUGGUUUUUGUGUCAUUUACUGUUCACAAAUAAUAAACAUUCCAUAAUUCACGUGAAAGAUUACAAAGACAGUGUUCGCUAUGCCUAUAUUAUUUUAAAAAUAACGUGCUCAAGCCAAAUAAAUUAUUUUUCACCUAGAAGAUUAUUAAGUCAGUGAUGAAUAUGUCAGAAAAAAAUGAAAAAGAAUGUGUUGAAGCAACACAACAUACACUUCACCCAGAAGACCAACUAUGUCAGUAUUCACACUGUCUGAAAGACCUUUCACAAGAAUCUCAGCAGGUAUCUGUGAUGAAUAUACAUAAAGGCAAGAAAACACUUCAGUGUACAGUUUGUCUAAAACAGUUUUUUAAAAAAUCUCACUUGGAAUCACACAUGAAAACUCAUACAGGAGAGAAACCAUUUGAGUGUUCAGAAUGUCUAAAAGUCUUCUCAAAAAAAUUUAAUUUAGUACAACACAUGAGAAUUCAUACUGGAGAGAAACCAUAUCAAUGUUCAGAGUGUCUAAAAACCUUUUCUGUAAAAUCCAAUUUUGUACAACACAUGAAAAAUCAUACUGGAGAGAAACCAUAUCAGUGUUCAGUGUGUCUUAGAGACUUUUCCCGAAAAGCUGAUUUAGUCAAACAUAUGAGAAUUCAUACUGGGGAGAAACCACAUCAGUGCUCAGAGUGUCUCAAAAAAUUUUCACGCAAAUUUGACUUAUUAAAUCACAUGAAGAUUCAUACUGGAGAGAAAUCAUAUCAGUGUUCAGUGUGCCUAAAAGACUUUUCCCAGAAAACAUACUUAAUAAAGCACAUGAGAAUUCAUACUGGAGAGAAACCAUAUCGAUGUUCAGUAUGUCUAAAAGAGUUUAACCAAAAUUCUGGUUUAAUACAACACAUGCGAAUUCAUACUGGGGAGAAACCAUAUCAGUGUUCAGUAUGUUUAAAAGACUUUUCCUUAAAAUCUAAUCUUGUACAACACACGAAAAUUCACUCUGGAGAGAGACGAUAUCGGUGUUCAGAGUGCAUGAAAGAUUUUUCUCAAAAAGCUAGUCUAAUAAAACACACAGAAAUUCAUACUGGGAAGAAACCAUUUCAGUGUUCAGAGUGUUUGAAAGACUUUUCACGAAAAUCAGAUUUAAUAAAACACAUUAGAAUUCGCACUGGAGAGAAACUGUGUCAGUGUUCAGUGUCCAAAAAUCUUUUCUCGUAAGUUUGAUUUAUUAACUAUUAAGGUGUCUGCCACAUGAGGGUACAUGCAAACUGUUAAAAUCAGUGACAUACUGGUACUCAUAAUUCAUAUUGUGUUUUUAUUUACCACGAGUAGCAAAUUUAGGCUUAAACAUUAGAAAAGAGGCUUGUGCACUUGGUGUGUGCAGUAUACAAAAAAGUUUUGCCCCACAUAGAGUAUGAAGGGGAAUAUCUCACAUCUUAGUCUUUGCAAACCAUGGUUUUCAUAUGUGAAUCUCUCACUCCCACCAUAAUUUACAACUUAUUAUCAACACAAUUUGGCAUUAACAGAAUAGUGGUUCUGAUGUUCAUAAAUGGGGAGAAAUCAGAGUGGGGAUAUUGACAAUGUACAUGAGCAACAUACAUGAGGAAAUAAAUAGCGACAUAAGCAAAUUUAUUGAAGACAUUAAAAUAGGACUUCAAAUUAAUCCUUAAACCAUGUCCAGUGUACUAGUAUGCAAAUGCUGCUUUUGAGUACAAUGUACUAGUAUGUGCAUUGUUUUGUACCCAUAAAUCUGCCACUUUCCAAUAAUUCUGACUUCAUCACAACUCUUUGGGUCUCCUGUCUAUUCAUACAUUUGAAAAAAAUUAGGGUCAGCAGGAUCCACACAGUGUAUCAUGGUUUACUACUCAGGUGAUGACUGUACGUCCAACAAAUUAAUACACUAACUUGCAAAAGUAAACCAGGAAACUAGGGGCUGUUGUUCCACCACUAGCUUCCCUACCAGCAAACAGGGUGUGAAGAUGGCACAAAGAUGACUUAUUCAUUCCAAAUUUAUUAGUUUCAUGAUAUUAACAGUGGAAUUCAGCCAGAAAACACACUUGGUUCUGUGAUACCUCGAUAUUCAAACUUAAUCCAUUCCAGGAUGCUGUUUGAAUAGUUGUAUGAAUAUUAAUUUUUUCAUACGAAAUAUUUUUUCUGAAGCGGUUAACAACAUUGUCAUUGAAGAAGUGGCUAACGCGACGGGCUGGAGUUUUGAGACUCUAUGACCGCGGGUUCAAUCCCGGCCGGGGGUAUGGUUUAAGUUGAUGUUCCUCUUCACAACAGUAAUGUUAGGAUGCCGUUAUUUCACCAGGCUCUGUGUUCGAGUCCAGUGGUAACACAGUUCCUUAAUUUUGGCAUUGGAAAUGUUGCUCUUACUGCUUCCCUCCUCUGAAGAAGAAAUAAUUUCUUCAACCACCUAUUCUUGUGCAGGCCUUGAAGUUCUUCUGUGAUGAGCUCAGUCUUGUGAUCCUCCACCAGCUCCUCUACAUACAUCCUCAUCGUCCAUUUCCAAACCCAUGGACUGGCCCAGAGAAACAAUAUCCUUCACUACAGGCUCUGCCUCAAAGCCUUCAAAAUCUCUGACUGACACACAGUCUGGCCACAGUUUCUUCCAGGCAGAGUUCAUUAUCCUGAAAGAAAUUUCCUCUAGGCUUUGUCCAUUAUCCUUAAACACUCGAGGAUAUUAAAAUUGUUUUUCUAAAAUUCCCUAAGGUAAGCUCUGUUUCAUAGGUCACUUCAAAGCACCUUUUAAACAGUGCUUUUGUAUUAGCAUCUCUUAAAACUUGAAAUUACCUGCUGGUUCAUUGGUUGGAUAAGAGGAGUGGUGUUAGGGGGCAAGAACUUCACUUUAAUGAAGCUGUAUUCAUCCACUAAAUUUUCCUUCAAGCCUGGAGGGUGAACAGAAGCAUUAUCCAUUGACAAGUGCCCAUAACCCUUAAACGGUCCAAACGUAUAUAUACGUUCUUACGUGUAGCGCCCCAAACGUAUAUGUUUUAUUUUUCCUGCCUUCAAAUUUGGCACGAUUGGCCUGAGAUACCUUGUCAGCAUGGAAUGGGUCCUAACACUCGGUGUGCUCGGUAUUAAAAAAAUGUGGGACCACUUAGUACCUUGUGGGAGCGCCAGUUAAAUUGAGCGCCAGCUAGAGCAAACAGUGUGGCAAACACCAAGGAUUCACUGAUGUAAUGUCAUAUUAACACUCCUCUUUUAAGAGGAAAGUGAUGUUAACCCCAAGUUUAGGAUCUGUCUAUCUCUUUCUGUCUAUCUCUGUCUCUGUCUACCUCUGUCUAUCUGUGUCUGUCUUUAUCUGUCUCUGUCUCUAUUUGUCUUUGUCUAUCUGUCUCUGUAUCUGUUUCAAUUUGUCUCUCUCUUUCUAUCUGUCUGUCUAUCUCUGUCUCACAGGUACACAUAAAUACAAGUAUACAUAGUGUAAAUUACCUAGGAUAACCCCCAAAAAAUCCAGACAAAGUGCUAUAUUCUGCUUGAAGUUGUGAGUAAAGGUGAUGACGCAGUCUUGUGGCUCUCUCUGAGACAGAGAGUUAGACAAAUAGAUAAACAGGGAGCUUGACAGACAGACAAAUAGACAGGGAGCUUGACAGACAGACAAAUAGACAGACAGGCAUGUUUGUGUACCAGCAAAAACAAAGUGAGGGUGAUGCUCAUCAAAUGGCACUUCUAAUCUUGUCUUAUCACUGUACCCUCGAGUAUGCUCAUCAAAAAUCUGCUCUUAUCAGAUGUUAUCUCAUCAUGUCACUGUCAGGGGUGGACUUAGUUUUUUAUGCUUCAAGGCAAUUUAUUAUUACUUAUUAUUAUUAUUAUUACCUAUUCUCCUCCUCCUCCUCCUCCUCCUCCUCCUCCUCCUCCUCCU